Messenger RNA from Mustela lutreola (European mink), 2876 nucleotides. It is a transcript of the gene NYAP1, whose product is annotated as neuronal tyrosine phosphorylated phosphoinositide-3-kinase adaptor 1. The coding region runs from base 201 to 2741 and encodes 846 amino acids. The record is from RefSeq and is a predicted model, not a curated record. The transcript has 7 exons. Gene Ontology annotation, biological process: phosphatidylinositol 3-kinase/protein kinase B signal transduction; neuron projection morphogenesis. Lineage: Eukaryota; Metazoa; Chordata; Mammalia; Carnivora; Mustelidae.
GCUGUCUCUGCGGCAGGGCCCAGCUCGGCUCCCCCCGGUCUCUCUCUGUCUCUCCUCCUCCCUCCUCCUGCUCCGGGCGGAGCCCGGCAUGGGGGGGCCGGCGCCCGGCAGGCCAGUGGAUCCGGGACCCAGGGAGGGCCGCCCCCCGGGCCUGGUGGCGCUGAGCAGGGCCCCCCAGCCCCCACCUCCUGCCCCACGACAUGAACCUCCUCUACCGAAAAACCAAGCUGGAGUGGAGGCAGCACAAGGAGGAGGAGGCCAAGAGGAGCUCCAGUAAGGAGGUGGCUCCUGCAGGCCCCGCAGGGUCCGGGGCCGGCCCGGGGCCUGGGGUCCGGGUGCGGGACAUCGCCUCGCUGCGCCGCUCCCUCAGGAUGGGCUUCAUGACGAUGCCAGCCUCCCAGGAGCACACCCCCCACCCCUGCCGCAGCGCCAUGGCCCCACGGUCACUCUCCUGCCAUUCAGUGGGCAGCAUGGACAGUGUUGGGGGUGGACCUGGGGCGGGAGGCGGGGGUCUCACAGAGGACAGCAGUGCCCGAAGACCCCCUGCCAAGCCCCGGAGACAUCCCAGCACCAAGCUCAGCAUGGCAGGGUCGGGCGUAGAGAUGCCCCCCAGCAAGAAAGCAGGCUCACAGAAGCCAACCCCAGAGGGCCGAGAGUCCAGCCGGAAGGUUCCGCCACAGAAGCCCCGGAGAAGCCCGAACACCCAGCUCUCGGUCUCCUUCGAUGAGUCCUGUCCCCCAGCCCCCUCUCCUCGUGGGGGGAAUCUGCCCCUUCAGCGCCUCAGUAGGGGGUCCUGCAUAGCCGGGGACCCCGAGGUGGGUGCCCAGGAAGAGGAGCCCGUGUACAUUGAGAUGGUGGGGGAUGUCUUCAGGAGAGGAGGACGAAGUGGCGGGGGCCUGACUGGGCCCCCUCUUGGGGGAAGGGGCCCAAGCCCUCCAGCGGGCGCCGACUCGGACUCAGAGGAGAGCGAGGCCAUAUAUGAGGAGAUGAAGUACCCGCUGCCCGAGGAGGCAGGAGAAGGCCGGCCCAACGGGGCCCCCCCAUUGACCGCAAGCUCCUUGCCACACCAGCCUCCCGCCCUGCAGCCCCACGCCCACCGCCGGCCAGCGUCAGCCCUCCCAAGCAGGAGGGAUGGGACACCUACCAAGGCCACUCCUUGUGAAAUCCCCCCGCCCUUCCCCAACCUCCUCCAGCACCGUCCUCCGCUCCUGGCCUUCCCCCAAGCCAAGGCUGCUUCCCGAACCCCUGGCGAUGGGGUCUCGAGGCUACCGGUCCUCUGCCACUCGAAGGAGCCAACGGGCUCCACCCCAGCUCCCCAAGUGCCUGCCCGGGAGCGGGAGACGCCUCCCCCACCGCCUCCGCCUCCUGCUGCCAACCUGCUGCUGCUGGGACCCUCGGGUCGGGCCCGGAGCCACUCAACACCGUUGCCACCCCAGGGCUCUGGCCAGCCCCGGGGGGAGCGGGAGCUCCCCAACUCCCACAGCAUGAUCUGCCCCAAGGCGGCAGGGGUGCCGGCAGCCCCUCCUGCCCCGGCCGCCUUGCUCCCUGGCCCCCCCAAGGACAAGGCUGUGUCUUACACCAUGGUGUACUCGGCAGUCAAGGUGACCACGCAUUCUGUCCUGCCAGCUGGUCCACCCCUAGGUGUUGGGGAACCAAAGACGGAGAAGGAGAUCUCGGUCCUCCAUGGAAUGCUGUGCACCAGCUCGAGGCCCCCAGUGCCUGGGAAGUCCAGCCCCCACAGCGGGGCCAUGGGCGCGGCAGCUGGGGUCCUCCACCAUCGGGGCUGCCUGGCCUCCCCACACAGCCUUCCGGACCCGACUGCGGGCCCCCUGACUCCCCUAUGGACCUACCCGGCUGCAGCAGCUGGGCUCAAGAGACCCCCUGCCUAUGAGAGCCUCAAGGCCGGGGGGGUGCUGAAUAAGGGCUGUGGAAUGGGGGCCCCAUCCCCCAUGGUCAAGAUCCAGCUGCAGGAGCAAGGGACCGACGGGGGUGCCUUUGCCAGCAUCUCCUGCGCGCAUGUCAUCGCCAGUGCAGGGACACCAGAGGAGGAGGAAGAGGAGAUGGGCGCCGCGACAUUUGGAGCAGGCUGGGCUCUGCAGAGGAAGGUCCUGUAUGGAGGGAGAAAAGCAAAAGAGCUGGACACAGAGGUCGAGGAUGGUGGCCGGGCCUGGAAUGGCAGUGAGGGUCCAGGCAAGGCGGAGCGUGAGGAGCGAGGCCCCAUGGCAUCAGGGAUUCCAGUGAGGAGUCAGGGGGCAGAGGGCCUGCUGGCCAGGAUCCACCACGGAGGGGACCGAGGAGGGAGCCGCACAGCGCUACCUGUACCCUGCCAGACGUUUCCUGCUUGCCACCGCAAUGGAGACUUCACAGGAGGCUACCGCCUGGGGCGCUCGGCCUCCACAUCUGGAGUCCGGCAGGCCGCGCUCCACACCCCCCGACCCUGCAGCCAGCCUAGGGAUGCCCCAAGCCAGGAGGAAGGGGCACAGACCCAGCCCGCGCUGCCGCUGCCGCUGCCCCUGCCGCCUCAGCCCGCCCGCGAGCGCGACGGCAAGCUGCUGGAGGUGAUCGAGCGCAAGCGCUGCGUGUGCAAAGAGAUCAAGGCCCGCCACCGCCCCGACCGAGGCCUCUGCAAGCAGGAAAGCAUGCCCAUCCUCCCCAGCUGGCGGCGGGGGCCGGAGCCCCGCAAGUCCGGCACCCCGCCCUGCCGCCGGCAGCACACCGUCCUCUGGGACACUGCCAUCUGAGGAGGCCGGGAGGCCCGGGCACCGGACUGGGGAGCGGGGCGGGGGUGCCCGGCUCUCCGGGAGACUUGCCUUGAAAGAGGGACACUUGAAGGACCAGGUGAGAGAAAGCCAGGGAGAAGCCCCAGCCUUGCACCC